This is a messenger RNA of Fragaria vesca subsp. vesca, 1262 nucleotides long. RefSeq names its product abscisic acid receptor PYL9-like. Gene Ontology annotation, cellular component: nucleus; cytoplasm. The transcript is spliced from 3 exons. Lineage: Eukaryota; Viridiplantae; Streptophyta; Magnoliopsida; Rosales; Rosaceae. Gene Ontology annotation, molecular function: abscisic acid binding; signaling receptor activity; protein phosphatase inhibitor activity. Gene Ontology annotation, biological process: abscisic acid-activated signaling pathway. The coding region runs from base 210 to 764 and encodes 184 amino acids. The record is from RefSeq and is a predicted model, not a curated record.
UCACAAGCUAAGCUAAGGCCUAAAGCUUGUACCUUUUUUUAGACCAAAGCCUCUGUCUUUGGGAAUAAAAUCAAGAAAGAAAAACACAAAUAUAGGAAAGAGCUUUUUCACUCUGGAAGCCUCUCUUGGAUUUGGUUCUCUUCUCAUUUGUGAGUUAAAGGAAGAAGCUUUCUUUUCUGGGAGGUUGAGAGAGAUUUGGGAUUAUCAGAAUGAGCAGCGGUUGUGGUGAUUCAAUGGAGGCUCAGUACAUAAGGAGACACCAUAGGCAUGAGCCCAGAGAGAACCAGUGCACUUCUGCUCUGGUCAGACAUGUCAAAGCCCCUGUGCAUCUUGUAUGGUCAUUGGUCAGGAGAUUCGAUCAACCUCAGAAGUACAAGCCUUUUGUUAGCAGGUGCAUCAUGAAGGGGGACCUUGGCAUCGGGAGUCUUAGGGAAGUGAAUGUUAAAUCUGGGCUUCCAGCAACAACCAGCACUGAGAGACUGGAGCUUCUGGAUGACGAUGAGCACAUUCUUGGCAUCAGGAUUGUUGGUGGUGAUCAUAGGCUCAGGAAUUACUCUUCUAUUAUCACCGUCCAUCCUGAGGUUAUAGAUGGGAGACCAGGGACACUAGUUAUUGAAUCUUUUGUGGUGGAUGUGCCUGAUGGAAAUACCAAGGAUGAGACAUGCUACUUUGUUGAGGCCCUGAUCAGGUGCAACCUCAAGUCUUUGGCUGAUGUCUCGGAGAGGAUGGCUGUCCAGGAUCGAACAGAACCUAUCAAUCAUUAGUGCAUUCGGGAGGUGAAACCGGAGUGUGAUGACUAUAGUUAUACCGGUUGUCGUUUUUGUCUCAGAUGCUGUGUAGAGUUAGUAGGAACUUUCCUUCCAUUCACAGAAGUUUUGGGAACACUGCUGGAUUUUGCAUUUCUGACCGAUGAAGAUCCUUCUCUCGUCCAAUUGCUCGUGGAUAGUCUCUUCCUCUGAAAAUCAUGUUUGUGGUUCCUUGUAGUUGUGUUUGAAGGAUGGACUUUCUAGGUUGUUAUAAGCUCUCCAUGAGUGGAAUGGGAAAGUUACUGUGAAUUUUAUUUUUCAUGGUGGUUUUGGUGGUACAAAUGUUAGUACGACUCUGCUCUGUAAAUAUUUGUCUUGGCAAAGAGAUGGUAUCUAUGGACUGGAGUUUUCAUUUUGUAGUGAAGGAAGGAUAUUCAGGGAAAGCACCACUGCUUUGUUGUCUGUAUAUACUCAUGUAUUUGUAUUCGUAAUAAAUUAUCGUAAUUGCUUGACUUC